AAAAACCCCCUAUUUCCCACAACUUGCAUCAUUCUACUGCACCAGUGGAUUUCUCCUAGUAAUUCAAUGGACUAAAAACCUCCCUAAAAUCCAGCCAUGUCGCAGGCAGUUUCGACUUUCUUCUCUCCAAAUCCACCUUCCAAACCUACUUGCUUCGCCUCUUCCCACACUUGCCUGUGCUCUCCAUCUCGAGUCCAAAUCAUCCCAUUCAACUCCUCUCCUAUCAGAGCGCAACCCUUCAGACGCGGAAUCUCCCAUAAAUUGUUGCAUUUCUCGGCGAAUUACCCAGGCUUUUUGUUGGGAAGGAGGCUAGGGUUUGUGGUGAGCGCAGAAAAUGGGGAAGGAGAGAGCGAGAGCGAGAGCGAGAGUGGUGUGGAUAAGGCUGAAGAAGAAGCCCGAGGGCAGAGCACCAUGCCGGAGCGGUUCAGGCACUUGACCAAGGAAGCUCCCGACCGUCCUGUCAGGUGGCCUUGGUUCAUAGCUUUAGCUUUCCUUCUCUAUGCCUGGAGAACAGUUUUGUGGGAGUUAUCUAACUGGAAGAAGGUUGUAGCAAACCUUACUCAAUUCAUGGGAUAUCUUUUAAAGCUUGCACUGGCGCUUAUUUUCAAUUUCAUUGGUGAUCCGAUCACUUCUCUGAUCAGAGCAAUAGAAACUACACUCUAUACCAUCCGUGCUUUCUACUCAGCAGUGGUGGCAUAUACUCCUGUUCCAGAGCUUACCUUCAUCAUCAUUCUUGUGUCUGCUGUACUUUCCAUUGCUGAAGCUGCUGUUCCCGACUCAGUUGACAGCCAACCAUAUCUUCUCACAGUAUCUGGUGUAAUAGGCUUUGCAGCCGUGAGAGGCUUCGUCUCAGAGCUGUCCUUCUGGAUGCUUCUAUUUGGAAUGUUUGGUUUUUCUCGGUUCAUUAAGAAGAGGGGUUAUGUUUCUUCUGUGUUACCCGUUGCAGCUGUGCUAGCUGCCGUGGGGGAGCCUUGGGUUCGCUUUGUUGCUAUAACCUCUUAUCUUGCUUUGGCCAUUACACAUCAUUCAAGGAAGCCAUCGGAAGAUAAAGAUGAAGCUGAGGCUACUGUAAUCCGUAGAAAGGUUCCGGUUCCAUUGCUCUGCGCCGCCUUAGCCAUCGGUGUUCGCCUUGCUGCUAAGUGGGCAGGCUACCGGCACUUGACAUGGAUGAUAGCUUGAGCAGCAAGAUGAAUGUUCCUCUGCUAUUUCAUGGCAAUGAAGCUCUGCCAGGCUGGUGGGAUUUCCAAGGUAGCAACCACAAAUCUUCUGUAAUAUUACAUACCCCAUGAAGCAGCAAUAAAAGUUUUGUGCUUUCAGUGUCUUGACUUGUUUUUAUCAGACCCUCUAUGGAAGAGUAGCUAGGAUGGUUUGAUCUAUUUUGAUGUGAGGCAUAAUCCAGAGCAGGUGUAUCUUUCUAUCAUUCUUUUACUAUUAUUGUGGGUUCUA
Diospyros lotus (date-plum) is the source of this 1446-nucleotide messenger RNA. RefSeq lists its product as uncharacterized. The transcript is spliced from 2 exons. The record is from RefSeq and is a predicted model, not a curated record. The coding region runs from base 97 to 1179 and encodes 360 amino acids. NCBI's taxonomy places the organism in Eukaryota, Viridiplantae, Streptophyta, Magnoliopsida, Ericales, Ebenaceae.